Molecule: messenger RNA, 1080 nt
Organism: Lecanosticta acicola
Lineage: Eukaryota; Fungi; Ascomycota; Dothideomycetes; Mycosphaerellales; Mycosphaerellaceae
Source: the annotation of a GenBank genome assembly
AUGACCGUCUUCGUGCCCGUCGACUUCGGCAAUCCGCCAUCGCCCGAAGGUGCCAAGCCCUACAAGAAGAAGAUGACGGCCAAGCAGAGGAACGCGCAGGCGCAUCGUGCUCCUCCUCCGAAACUUCCACCAGCCUCAGACUACGACACCGACGCAGCGAAUUACACAGACAAUGCCGCUCAGCAGAUCGCCGUCGCGGCGUCGCCACCGGAUAGGACGAACGAAGAGCUCAACAUGCUGGUGCUGAAGCGCUGGUAUCCCGACAUUGAGCACAUCCUCGCGAUCGCACCGUUUGCCGUCAUCUACUCCUGCCAUCCGGAGACGGGCCAAUGGGACAAGUGCGACAUUCAGGGCUCGCUGUUCGUCUGCCAGAUCGCCGCUCAGCCUGGAGGCUAUCCCGGCUUCAAGGCGAUCAUUCUGAACAGACGACACAUGGAGAAUUGGGAGCUUCGGCUCGUUAGUACCGACGAUAUCGAAGUGACCAAGGAAUUCGUGAUCUGCACAGUGCUGGAGAAAGAGCAAGGAGAGAACGGAGAGGCCUACGAGACACCCAGGUUUCAUGGCAUUUGGAUGUUUCAAGACACCGAAGGCGGGAAGGAGGUGAGAGACAGAGUUGUGAAGGUCUUGCUAGAAUGCGCAGAACAGGCGGAGCAAUUCGCGCAGCUUGCAGGAGAAGAGACGGCGGAAGAGAAUGGACACGGUCAAGGAUAUGGUCAGUAUGAGUACGGCUUGGACGGGAUGCCAACGGGACAAACUUUUCAUGCGGAGCAGCAGAGAUACGAAGAGCCAGCACAGCAGCUACCACAGCAGCUACCACAGCAGGCGCCUUCAAUGGCUGGCCAGCAGAUCGAUCUGGCGACACUGUUCGGAAAGCCACAGCAGGCACAGCAGGGCCCAGUACCUCUGCCGCAGGGUUAUGGCGAGGCGCAGCCUGCGCGCUUCACGCCUUCUGCGGAUACUGACUUCUUCCGAGGCUCUCCGAAUCCGGCCUCGCAGCAGCAGCAGCAGCAGCAAGCUCCACAGCAAGCCGUGCAACAGAACGCUCUACUUGACCUGUUCAAGAAUGCGAAGAGGGGCUGA